This is a messenger RNA of Pocillopora verrucosa, 858 nucleotides long. RefSeq names its product cornifelin homolog. The record is from RefSeq and is a predicted model, not a curated record. Lineage: Eukaryota; Metazoa; Cnidaria; Anthozoa; Scleractinia; Pocilloporidae.
ACGUGCAAAUUGAAACUCUAGUAGGCUAGAAUGUUUGCAUAUUUGGCGUGGCCAAUUGUUCUCAUUGCUGCUUUGAGAAUCCAGAGGUGUGUGCUUUCUCUCAGGAGAGUUUCUGCGCGAUUUUUUUGAGUCAGCCCCUAGAUUUUGUAAGGAGUGAUCAUAAUGGCCCAGAUAGUGACCACCCAGCCUGGCACAACUAUUGUGGUGCAACAAACUCAAGCUGUGAGGGGCUGGAAUUCUGGAUUGUUUUCCUGCUUUGAUGAUAUUGGAGGCUGCCUGUUUGGGUGGUGCUGCCCCUGCUGCUUGUUGUGCAGCCUUUCAACCCGUAUGGGUGAAGGGUUCGCUUAUGGCUGUUGCUGCUACGAGAUUGCUCCGUUCACUCUGAGGGCCAAGCUCAGAGCUGAGCAGCACAUUGAGGGAUCCCUUUGCAACGAUGCAAUCACUAUCUUAUUUUGCGGGGAAUGUACCCUGUGUCAGAUGGAUCGUGAACUCAAAGCCAUCGGCAAAUAGAGAGGAGUGCUUCUGGAGGACAGCGACAGAGAUAUGCGCUUUCAUUUAUAUUGUGAAGCCUUUAUUUAGGCGUUUUCCUCUUCAAUCUAGUUUUUAGAUCUUCUUUCAGUUAGUGCCAAGUGUGUCGUAGUGGAUCAUGACGUGAUUUUGUUUAGGCUUUUUUUAGGUACAAUCAUUUAUUUCUUUUGCUGGUAUUGUUUUUUUUGAUAACGCGCCAAGUGCACGUGCGUGUGGUUUACAGUAGGUUUUUCAGUACCACGCUGGUGCGUGAGAUUAUAUAUUCAGCACGAUUGAAAAAUUGUAACCAGCUAGUACAAAACCGUACUUAAUAAACUGCUUUAAUAUUUU